AUGGGUAAAGGAGACGUUAAGAAAGCUGUUAAGCCAGCCAAGGAAGUGAAGAAGGGGAAGAAAGAGGAGAAGGCAGUGAAGACUCCUUCAAAGAAGGAGGUCAAGGAGACCAAGACCAAGGGCAAGGGUAAGAAGAAGGAGGAAAGUGAGAGCGAGUCUAGUGACUCUAGCGACUCGAGCGAUUCAAGCGAUUCUGAGGGCGUGAAAGAUUCUAGCGAUUCUAGCGAUUCUAGCGAUUCGAGCGAUUCGAGCGGCUCAAACGAUUCAUCUGAUUCUAGCGAUUCUGACGAUUCGAGCGACUCUGAGAGUGCCGACAGUUCUGAUUCUGAUUCUGACUCUGAGGAAGAGAAGGAAGAGAAGAAGGAGGUGAAGAAGGAGAAGAAGGAGAAGAAGGAGGUCAAGGAAGAGAAGAAAGAGAGUUCUGAAUCUGAUAGUUCUGACUCUGACAGUUCUGACUCAGACAAUUCUGAUUCUGACAGUUCUGAUUCUGACAGUUCCGACUCUAAUAGCUCCGACUCCUCUGACUCCGAUAGUUCUGACUCUUCUGACUCCGACUCUGAGGAAGAGAAAGAGGAAAGUAAGGGGGAAAAGGAGAAGAAGGAAAGCUCUAGUAGCGAUAGCGACAGCUCUGACAGCGACAGCUCUGAGUCUGCAGCUGAUGCCUCAGAGUCCCGCAAGAGAAAGACCGAAGAAGAGCCAGAGACCCCAUCUAAGAAACCUAAGGAGGUUGCCACUCUGUUUGUCGGUAGACUGGCGUGGGCAGUCGACGACCAGAGACUUUUAGAGGAGUUCCAAUCUUUGGACGGAGUUUUGUCUGCCAGAGUUAUGACCGAGCGGGAGACGGGUCGUUCGAGAGGGUACGGAUACGUUGACUUUGAGUCCAAAGAACAGGCACAGAAAGCUCUGGAGCAAUUCCAGGGCAAGGAGAUCGAGGGCAGACCAAUCAAUCUUGACAUGUCGACCUCGAAGCCCCAGACUCCGUCCCAGAACCAGAAGUUCCAGGACAGGGCCAAGAAGUACGGCGAUGCCCCAUCGCAGCCGUCCGACACCCUGUUUAUUGGUAACCUCUCGUUCCAGGCCGACAGAGACACUCUGAAAGAGUACUUUGAGCAGCACGGUACCGUCUUGGGCAUCAGAAUCCCUACCCACCCUGAGUCCGAGCAACCCAAGGGAUUCGGAUACGUCCAAUUCGGCUCUGUUGACGAGGCCAAGGCGGCUCUGGAGGCUUUGAACGGCGAAUAUAUUGCUGGCAGACCUGUGCGUCUUGACUUCAGUGCUCCAAGAGACCCUAACGGGGGCUCUCGUAGCGGCACGCCUACCCCUCGUGGCGGCCGUGGAGGAUUUGGCGGCGGACGCGGAGGAGCUCGCGGUGGCUUCGGCAGAGAGCGGUCCAGCGGAAGCGGCGCUAAUUCCGUUCCUGUGGCCUUCAAGGGUAAGAAGAAGACUUUCGACUAA
Messenger RNA from Ogataea angusta, 1455 nucleotides. RefSeq lists its product as uncharacterized. Gene Ontology annotation, cellular component: cytosol. The record is from RefSeq and is a predicted model, not a curated record. The transcript has a single exon. Gene Ontology annotation, molecular function: mRNA binding. The coding region runs from base 1 to 1455 and encodes 484 amino acids. Lineage: Eukaryota; Fungi; Ascomycota; Pichiomycetes; Pichiales; Pichiaceae.